AUGAGGCUCCUCGCCGCCGCUGCGCUGCUAUUGACUAGCUGCGCUCAAGCUAUCAGUUCCAAUUCUACACAUUCCCCGACGGCACGCGCUUUACCAAACGAUUUUAGCCCUCCCCAGGUGUUUAAGAACUUGAAUCUUCUUAAACACAUCAACCUUGAGAAAGGAUACGUUCGAGAGACCGUCAAUGUAUUAAUAGAGAACAUUGACCAACAGCCGCAGUCGAAAUACUACGUGCCCUUCUCGAAUGCGUUGAUAGGCAAGGUCGGAGGAUUUGAAGCCUGGGAGAAGAAUGCCGAAAAGAAUGGAAAAUUCGAAGUAGAGACUACACAAUUUCUCCCUCAGAGCCAAUAUUUCAUCAUAAAUAUCCCCAAACCUCUCGAGCCUUCAUCGCGCUUGACUUUAAGCAUCUCAUAUUACCUCCUCUCCGCCCUCGCCCCUCUCCCUCCUGCCAUUGAACAGAAUGAUAAACAAUACUUCACAUAUACCUUUUCCGCCUAUGCACCGUCUGCAUACCUCACGGCUAUGCAACGGACAAAAGUCAAAUUCCCUGUCGCUGAUAUCCCUGAAUAUACCACUACAAACGGGCUGAAAACUGGUCCUGGUCCCGAUCCUGAGAAGCAAGGGACAACUUUCACGUACGGCCCAUAUAACACCAAAGAUGUGGCUCCUGGCACGGUCGAGCCCAUCACCGUUCGAUACGAAUUUACGCGGCCUAUUAUCACCGCGACUCUCCUCGAACGCGAUCUCGAGGUAUCCCACUGGGGCGGCAACCUCGCUACAGAAGAUAGAUACUGGCUCCAAAACAACGGCGCUCACCUGGCCAAACAAUUCUCCCGCGUCGCCUGGUCCAUGAAGACACUGCAAAACUCUCCAAGCGUUGCCAUCAGCGCGCUCAGAAUCGGUUUGAAACCAGGCGCCGUCGACCCUUACUUCACCGAUGAGAUUGGAAACGUAUCAACCAGCCGGUUCACUCCUGGCCAGGGAACUCGCGGCGCCAUGCUGGACAUUCGUCCCCGCUACCCAGUCUUUGGUGGCUGGAAGUACAGUUUCCGAAUUGGCUGGAAUGACGCCCUUUCUUCAUUUUUGCGCAAGGCGAAAUCAGGAGAUACUUAUGUUCUCAAGGUUCCGUUCCUCGAUAGCCCGAAAAUGCCCGAGGGUGUGCAAUACGAAAAGAUCGAUUUGCGCGUCAUUCUCCCCGAAGGAGCCAGAGAUGUAAAAUUUGAAUUAGCCGGAGGCGUUGGCCUGCCAAAUGAUGUCCAAUCUGAAAUUACUCUCUCCAAGUCCUUUAUGGAUACGGUCGGGAGGACGGUGCUCAACUUGGCCAUGGAGAACGUGGCUGAUGAAGCAAGGGAUGCGCAAUUAAUUGUUACAUAUAAUUACCCGUUUUUCGCCUCGUUCCGUAAACCGCUGACAAUUUUUGCGGGCAUGCUAAGUGUUUUCAUUGCUACGUGGGCGAUUGGGAAUAUAGAUGUCAGUAUUAAAAAGAGAUAA
This is a messenger RNA of Uncinocarpus reesii 1704, 1491 nucleotides long. RefSeq lists its product as uncharacterized. Gene Ontology annotation, cellular component: membrane; oligosaccharyltransferase complex. The transcript is spliced from 3 exons. Lineage: Eukaryota; Fungi; Ascomycota; Eurotiomycetes; Onygenales; Onygenaceae. The coding region runs from base 1 to 1491 and encodes 496 amino acids. The record is from RefSeq and is a predicted model, not a curated record.